This is a messenger RNA of Malassezia vespertilionis, 1071 nucleotides long. Its product is annotated as 8-amino-7-oxononanoate synthase. The record is from RefSeq and is a predicted model, not a curated record. Gene Ontology annotation, biological process: biosynthetic process. Bases 1 to 1071 code for a protein of 356 amino acids. Gene Ontology annotation, molecular function: transferase activity; pyridoxal phosphate binding. Lineage: Eukaryota; Fungi; Basidiomycota; Malasseziomycetes; Malasseziales; Malasseziaceae. The transcript has a single exon.
AUGCAGCAGUGCAUUGACUUUUCGUCGAAUGACUAUCUGUCGCUCGCGCGGUCCGAGCGCGGCAUGGCGCGCUUGCGCGACUGCCUCCGCGCCUCGUGUGCUUUGGGCAGCGGCGGAAGCCGCUUGUUGGACGGCGACUCUUUGCAGUACACGGCGCUGGAAAGCCGGAUUGCGUGGCACUUUUGCGCGCAGGAAGCACUGCUUUUCAAUAGCGGAUUCGACGCGAAUGUGUCCAUGUUUAGCGCGCUGCCGCAGCGAGGCGAUACGAUUGUCUACGACGCGCUCGUCCAUGCGAGUGUGCACGACGGGAUGCGGGCGUCGCGCGCGAAAGCAUGCAUUGCAUUCCAGCACAACAACCCCGCGGAUCUGGAUCGCGUCCUUUCGUCGCUCGCCAGCGAUGGAAAUGUGUUUCUCGCGGUGGAGUCUGUCUACAGUAUGGACGGCACUGUAUGCGCACUCGCAGCACUCCUCGCCGUCGUGCACAAGCAUAUGCCGCAGGAGCGCCGCUGCGUGAUUGUGGACGAGGCGCACGCUGUGGGUGUGUACGGCGCAAAGGGCGCGGGGCUUGUCGAGCGUCUCGGGCUGGUGAAGGCGGUCGAUGUGCGCCUCGUCACCUUCGGCAAAGCACUGGGGUGUGCCGGUGCUGCUGUGCUCUGCACGCCGCUUCUCAAGUCCUACUUGCUCAACUACGCACGCCCGCUAAUUUUCUCGACCGCGAUGCCGCCCGUAGCGUUGUACACGAUCCAAGUCGCGCUCGAUAUGCUCGACGAAGAGGGCGACGAGCGCGCCGCGCAGCUCCACGCCCUCACGCGGCAGCUGCGGUCUGCACUGGGCGCGCCGCACCACAGCACACUGUGUCCUGCGCCCAUCCUGCCUGUGCACACGCCCACGGCCAAAUCACUCGCGCGGACACUGCAAGGCAUGGGCUUCCUUGUGCGUGCCGUGACAUACCCAACCGUGCCAAAAGGUACAGACCGCGUGCGCAUUUGUGUGCACACACACAACACGCCCGAGGAAAUCAAACGCUUGGCGGAAGCAUUGCGCGCGCACAGCCCGCAUGCUGCACUUUAA